Molecule: messenger RNA, 829 nt
Organism: Ahaetulla prasina
Lineage: Eukaryota; Metazoa; Chordata; Lepidosauria; Squamata; Colubridae
Gene: RPRM
Product: reprimo, TP53 dependent G2 arrest mediator homolog
Exons: 1
Coding region: 354-785 (143 amino acids)
Source: RefSeq, a predicted model, not a curated record
CCGUCUCUUGUUGUAUCAAAAGAGCCGCUCGGAGGCGCGGGGCUGGCGGCUUCUUCUCCUUCUGGCUGCCUGUCGGCGCUGCGCUCAUUUGCUCCCUUUUCACUUUUUCCUUGACGGCUCAGCGCCUCGAGGCUGGACGGUGCGGGGGUGGCUGGGUGCAAAGCUUCUCUGCUCGGGCCGGGCUCCCUUCCCGGCAGCAGCCCCUCUUCUGGCGGAGAAGAGGGAUCCCCGUCAGGAGCUCCAGAUCCGGCCAAAGGAGCGCGCCUCGCGCCUCUUGUCCGGGAUUUCCCAGCCGUCGGCCCGUUGCGCGCUACAGGUUGCUGUCCUCCGGGGGCCACCGCUGCAGCUGCCGCAUGAGGUUCGCUGGGCGUCGGGCACAUCUCCGGGGAAGCUGCGCCGUUCUCUCGCUCCGUCGCCGGUGCCCGCAGCCGCCCCGUCACCCUGCCGCCGGGGCCAUGAACUCCACGCUGGGGAACCAGACGGAGGCGCUGGGGCUCUUGCUGGCCAACGGCACUGACUCUCUGGAGCGAGCGCUCCAGUCCUUCACCCCCAAAUCCGUGGUGACCGACGACGGCUUCGUGGUGACCGCGCCGGACGAGAGGAGCCUGUACAUCAUGCGCGUGGUGCAGAUCGCCGUCAUGUGCGUCCUGUCGCUCACCGUCGUCUUCGGCAUUUUCUUCCUCGGCUGCAACCUGCUCAUCAAGUCCGAAGGCAUGAUCAACUUCCUGGUGAAGGAACGGAGGCCGUCCAAGGAGGUGGAGGCGGUGGCCGUGGGGCCCUACUGACCCCGGCGCCGCCCACCAGCCCGCUUGGCCUCUCCAGCCGCGGA